Messenger RNA from Peromyscus californicus insignis, 4117 nucleotides. It is a transcript of the gene Kcnj5, whose product is annotated as potassium inwardly rectifying channel subfamily J member 5. Lineage: Eukaryota; Metazoa; Chordata; Mammalia; Rodentia; Cricetidae. The record is from RefSeq and is a predicted model, not a curated record. Gene Ontology annotation, molecular function: G-protein activated inward rectifier potassium channel activity. Gene Ontology annotation, cellular component: plasma membrane. Gene Ontology annotation, biological process: regulation of monoatomic ion transmembrane transport; potassium ion import across plasma membrane.
UCCUGCUGCUCUCUCUAGCUAGAAGGGCGAGGCAGACCCGUGAAGGGGCGGGAGGUUUAGACGCUUCUGCCCGCAGGACUCGCGACUCGAGAGUAGCUCAGGGCAGCUGCCAGGAGGUCGGCAAUGCCUGAGGCUAGGGAAUCCCCGGGAGAGCCCUGAGCGCCACCUGCACCGCCUAGGAAGGACGGCCAGAAGUUAGCCCCAGGGGUUCAGAGACGCUCCCUCCUCUACAACUAUGGCUGGCAAUUCCAGGAACGCCAUGAGCAAAGACAUGGAGAUAGGAGUCACUUUCCAGGACCACAAGAAGAUUCCCAAGCAGGCACGGGAUUACACACCGAUCGCCACAGACCGCACUCGCCUGCUGGCAGAAGGCAAAAAGCCGCGUCAGCGCUACAUGGAAAAGAGCGGGAAGUGUAACGUGCAUCACGGCAACGUUCAGGAAACCUACCGCUACCUAAGUGACCUCUUCACCACCCUGGUGGACCUCAAAUGGCGCUUCAACCUUCUGGUCUUCACUAUGGUCUACACUAUCACAUGGCUGUUCUUUGGCUUCAUCUGGUGGCUCAUUGCUUAUGUCCGAGGUGAUCUGGACCAUGUGGGUGACCAAGAGUGGAUUCCUUGUGUUGAAAACCUCAGUGGCUUUGUGUCUGCUUUCCUGUUCUCCAUUGAGACAGAAACAACCAUUGGCUAUGGCUUCAGAGUCAUCACUGAGAAGUGCCCGGAGGGGAUCAUACUCCUCCUGGUGCAGGCCAUUCUGGGCUCUAUCGUUAAUGCCUUCAUGGUGGGUUGCAUGUUUGUGAAAAUCAGCCAGCCAAAGAAGAGAGCAGAGACCCUCAUGUUUUCCAACAACGCUGUCAUCUCCAUGCGGGAUGAGAAGCUGUGCCUCAUGUUCCGGGUAGGUGACCUCCGAAACUCCCACAUCGUGGAGGCCUCCAUCCGUGCCAAGCUAAUCAAAUCCCGGCAGACCAAAGAAGGGGAAUUCAUCCCCUUGAACCAGACGGACAUUAAUGUGGGCUUUGACACCGGUGAUGACCGUCUCUUCCUGGUGUCCCCGCUCAUCAUCUCCCAUGAGAUCAAUGAGAAGAGCCCUUUCUGGGAGAUGUCGCGUGCUCAGCUGGAACAGGAAGAGUUUGAAGUUGUUGUCAUCUUAGAAGGAAUGGUAGAAGCAACAGGCAUGACUUGCCAAGCACGAAGCUCUUACAUGGACACAGAGGUGCUCUGGGGUCACCGAUUCACACCAGUCCUCACCUUGGAAAAAGGCUUUUAUGAGGUGGACUACAACACCUUCCACGACACCUAUGAGACCAACACACCCAGCUGCUGUGCCAAGGAGCUGGCAGAAAUGAAGUGGAAUGGGCGGCUCCUGCAGUACCUUCCCAGCCCUCCUUUGCUUGGGGGGUGUGCUGAGGCUGGGAGAGAUGCUGAGGCUGAGCAGGAUGAAGGGGAUGAACCCAAUGGACUGAGUGUGUCCCGGGCAACCAGGGGCUCAAUGUGAAGUCUGCGUUCUACCCAGAGCCUCUUCUUACCAGACACCGAGGAGCCUGGGCGGCCAGAGAGGCCAAUUAGUUGAGCAAGCUUUGUGGGGCCCCAGGAGCACAGGAGCUCUAUGGAGAGGAACAGUGGAUUGAGCCCUCACGUCUCCUCUUCGGGGCCUCUGAGCAAGUGGCCUUGCCUAGCCUUCAUAGGCAGUGCUUUCUAGGCCUCAGUGAGUGGGCGCAUUAGCUAAGGCUGUAGCCAGGGUGGGGUUCCCAGAGAGAGUUCUAGGGUUCCAUCUACCCUCUCUCUGAUUACCGGCACCUGUUCACUUCCCUCCCGGAUUUUGGCUCCUCUAGGGACUGACAACAUCACCCCUGAUUCUUACCACCGAGGCCUGUAGAUUGAGGGAGCGCAAUCUGUCCAUGGACGCUCAGGCCCACAGCUAGGGAUGAGUUCACAGAGGUCUCCUCCCAGGCCAAAGUUACCCAAGUCAGGGACAACACCUUUUAGUCUGAGGCCACAGCCACUUACUAAUAACUUCUUUGCAAGGCCCCUUGUUCACCUCUGUUACUUCCUAGUGCGUGUGUGUUUUCCUCUUCUAUGUUGUGUGGACACUACGGCUUACAGGGUAAUUGAGUUCAUUAGCAUGACCCUGGGACACUGACAAUGGACCUAGGAGCAUACACAAUGAAUGCUGUCCUCACAACUGCCUGGGACUCCUAGUCAUACCGUGCCUUGCACUUCAAAAAGGAAUCCCAGCAGUUGUGCUUUUGGUAGGACUUUGUGGUCCAAGAACUUCAAAGAACCUGUGAAGUGGUCCUGAACACGUGAAUUUCAGAGAGCCAGAUGAACUAAUUGGUACCAACACAGGGCAGCAGCGGGGAAAGGAAGCGAGGAAUGUGUUAAUAUAGGAAUUUGGUGGAGUGAUGCAUUUAAUAUAGGAGCCUGGUGGACUGAUGCAUCCUAGCACUUGGCAGGCAGAGGCAGAAUUGUGAAGCUGAGGCCAGCCUGGGCUAUAUAGCCCUGUCUCCAAAAUGCAAGAGAGACUAACAAACAAGAAAACAUCUGCCUCAGUUGUUGCUUGGGGGCUCCCAGGAGGAAAGUGGACUAUGAAACAGAAGUGACAGAUGGCCAAGGGUGGACCAGAGUCUUAGAUUGGUACCGAGAGGCCUCUGGACCUCCCUCCUACACAACAGCUCCAACAUGGUGGCAGGACCCAGAAGGUAGGCCCUGUGAACAGGAGGUGAGAAAGUCGGUAGGAGAACUAGGAAGCAGAGAAGGGCCUUGAGGUCAACAGCCUUGGAACCUUUUCUCUUCCAGCCUGGAGGACUGAUGAUCAGGUCAAAGAAUCUUAAGUAAGAAAGAUAAGCUGAGCCCAGUCUUGGAGAGAUGUUGACACGCUCCCCCACACCUCUACCACACCCCCACACCCCGAGUGUCCGUAGUUCUCAACCAGCCUUUGAAAAGAGAAGCACUUUCCUGCCAGGUCCUGGAGCAUUUUCCCUGGGAUCUACAGGGAGAAACCAAGGUAGCCAAGGGAACAGCUUCUGGACCUCAGGCCUAACCCCCCCCCCCCCCCCCCCCCCCCCCCCGCAGACUGGGUUCCCAGGUCCCUGGGCUGAUGAGGAGAAAGUGGCCUGAGAUGAACAGUUACACUUAUUAGUGGCCCCCACAUAGAAGAGGGGAUCCUUUACUUGGCACCUGAACUAAAUCUUGAGAAGUGGUUUAGGCAGUGAGGGGGGUGUGUGUGUAUGUGUGUUUGUGUAUAUGUGUGUGGUAUGUGAUUUGUGGUAUGUGUACAUAUGUGUGAUGUGUAUGUGUGCUGUAUGCACAUGUCUGUGAGUGAGUGUGUGUGGGUGUGGGUGUGAGUGUAGUGUGGUAUGGUGGGGGGGGGGGGGUCCCACAGUGAUAAGGUACCAGUUAUGGUCUCAAGCAUCUUUCUAUGGUGAAGCAGGUCUAGCAGGGCAUGGGAAAUGAGAUGCCAUCCCCACUCAGGAAAAAAACCCAGCAGGUUCGCAGCACCCAGUAGGUAAGCUGCAAUCAGGAAUCUAAGGAGGGAGCCUGCUGUUACGCCUGGAUGUCUGGGGUAACAGGAAAUGCAGCAACUGUCACGAGAGAUGGGCACUUGGCCUGGCUUUCCACACCCCAGGCCUUCACAGGCAGGACCAGCUCUUCUCCUUGGCAGGGGAAUCCUGUCUUGGUUAGGACCCAUAGUGAGUCGAGCAGGUAAGGAUAAGAGGCAGCAGGGAAUGACUGUCUCAGGGCUCGGCGGUGGGCUGGUUCCUGUUGCACACUUGCCUUAUUUGUGUUUCUGAAACACCCCCCAACUGGCUAGGAGAGACCAGUGGUCUGGGGGAGUCAGGGCACUGCUGUGCCAAUGAGAAGCUAUAGAAGGUAUCAAAGAGUGGGUACACUCCUAAAGAUCCCCUCAAGCCAGAGCUGAUAUGUACUGGAAUUAGGUAGAUACUAACCUCAUUCAGGUUUCUAUCAUGGUGACCUAAAUGUGAGGGGACUGCCCUUCACAUCUCAAGGACAUCUCCAUCUCCACAGACAGUUGAUUUCACUAAAGUUCAUCAAAUUCUUCAAAUCAUUUUCUGGAAGUUCUUGACUAAUAAAUUUAAAACAUGGGUUUAUAAUUUAA